AUGUUCAAUAUAAGCGACUUUAUUCGGGCAAGAAAACAUAAAACUCUGUCAACUUGGAACUUGGGCUCGGAGCCAUAUUAUGAGAAUCACUCGAUUCAAGAGUGCGGCUUUUUGAUGGAGCAGGUUGCUCUCGGUGGUGUUACUCGUGGGGAGCGGAAUCCAAAGGGCUCUUUGUACCCUACAAUCGCUCUUUUCUGGACCGAGUGGCCAACGGUUUAUUGGGCGAGCUAUACGUCUAACUUUAUGUUAAAAACACCCGCUCUCAAUCCUCGAUACAAUUUUUACCCGAUACCAGUAACUCAUUUUGAAGACGUUCACCAGAUGACUUUCUGGCUUCAUACUGUCAGGGCAUUUGGCACUAAGAUGCUUGGCCUUAGAUCCAAUAAGGUGAGGAUGCAGGUUACUCAACUUCCGCAUUUCCCUGAAACCUAUGUACUAUGUGCGGAUGAUGGCGAAGUUGAACACUUUGAGUGGAAAGCUAGGCAUUUAACUUUAAAAUCAAAGCAGGAUAUGAGUCCAGAUGAAAGACGAGCUUGCAAAGCUGGGGAUGAUUUAAUUAAAAGAGCAGAAUUGAAUGAAGAGUUUUUCAUCGAAAGCUCAGAACAAUCCAAACAAGUGAAGGCUAUUGUCGAUUUCAAUAAAAGUCUGAAGGACAGACUUAAAGCUAUUACUUCGGAAAACUAUUCUAUUCCAGAACAGGAAAUAAGACAGCUAGAUCCGUUGGAGAUCAUCAAGACAUCCAUGCAGACUCAAUAUAAUAUGCUUAUGGGUGCUACAAUGGCUCAUCGUGCAGCGGUUAACACUUAUUUUCAAAUGGCGAUUUCUGGAGAUGCUCCCAUCGAGAUUAAAGAUCAUUUAUUGCUGUUCAACCAAGGAUUUAGAGGAUUUGCCAGACAGAUCGCUCACGAAUACUGGACGGAUGAGUUAUCUCAAGAUUAUGAAGAUAUAGAUGAAAGCUAG
This is a messenger RNA of Botrytis sinoallii, 960 nucleotides long. RefSeq lists its product as uncharacterized. The record is from RefSeq and is a predicted model, not a curated record. The transcript has 2 exons. Lineage: Eukaryota; Fungi; Ascomycota; Leotiomycetes; Helotiales; Sclerotiniaceae. The coding region runs from base 1 to 960 and encodes 319 amino acids.